UGUUCGCUCUCGCUACCCCUUUGUGAUGUUUACCGCAAGAAACCUUCAAAGGCACUCUGUUAGAGCCCUCAAUUUUCUCAUUUCCAGCAAUUCUACAGAGAAUGCUGUGCUACCUAAAGGGGGCAAUUAUCGGCCUAUGGACGGGAGUUAUCGGCCUGUACUUCGUGGAAUCAAAGAGGCGACAAAGCCGUUUAUGUUUAGUAGAAUUCGGAAUCAAAGAGCCAUUUAUGUUGAUGGGGCUCGAGGGAUGUCAGGAAAGAGCAUGAGGAGCAAAGUGGAGGCGAGGCUGAUUAAAGAGACGGGCAAAACCCUAAGAGAACGUAGGAGAGCUGGUAAACUUAGGAAGAAGUUGAUGACUGAAGAGGAACGGCUUUUAUACAAUCUUAGAAGAUGUAGGCAAAGAAAAAAGUGGCAUUGCUUCUUCAGAAGCUGAAAAAAUAUGAGCUUCCAGAGCUGCCAUCCCCGAAGCAUGAUCCUGAGCUUUUGACCCCCGAGCAGCUUCAGGCAUAUAAGAAGAUUGGUUACAAGAAUAGAAACUACGUUCCUGUUGGUGUCCGAGGUGUUUUUGGGGGAGUUGUCCAGAAUAUGCAUCUUCACUGGAAGUUCCAUGAGACUGUUCAAGUUUGUUGUGAUAAUUACCCUAAGGAAAAAAUUAAGGAGAUGGCCUCCAUGUUAGCACGACUGAGUGGUGGUAUUGUGGUUAACAUUCAUAAUGUGAAAACCAUUAUUAUGUUCCGUGGAAGAAAUUACAGGCAACCCAAAAAUCUGAUUCCUAUCAACACACUUACAAAAAGGAAGGCACUAUUUAAAGCAAGAUUCGAGCAAGCUCUAGAUUCACAGAAAUUGAACAUAAAGGAUUAUGAACAAAAACUCCGUAGAAAAGGGAUAAAUCCUGAUGAUCCGGUGGCCAUGGCUAGCAUACAACGUGUAGCUUCCACAUUCUUCAAUGCCAUCGACCAGAAAGAAGGAAGCCCUUAUGUUUUCCAAGGCCACAAAAGCAACCAAGCAGGUCCCAGCAGCAGUGACAUAGAGCAACAUCAAUCUGAUGAAGAAAGUGAUCAGGAGGAGCUUGACCGUUUUAUAGCUGACAUAGAAAGGGAAGCUGAUAGAGAAUGGGCUGCUGAGGAAGCAGCGGAGAAGGAAGAACUUGGGAGAAUCAGAUAUUUGAACCAGGAGGAUUUCGGUGGUCGGCCCAGAAGAAGAUCAGAGAAUGGAAGUGAUGGUGAAUCAGAUCGUGAGUUAGGAAGGACAAGGAGCUGGAAUGAUAAACGUGGCAUGAAGUAUGUUCAUGAUGCCAGUGAUGAAGAUGACAAUAUUUCUGAGGAUGAUGAUGGAUGGCGUUCCAGAGGGAAAAGUAAUUAUGAUAAUCAUAGAGAGUACAACAGUAGAAACCAAAACAUAAGAAGCUGGGGAAAAACAAAUAUUGGCAAGGAUAGGGGUAAUGUGAAAUCCGAGACAUAUGGUAAACCUAAAUUUGAAGAGAAGAUGUCAGAUGAGUCUGCUUCAGAUGAUACGCUUAGUGAUCUUGAGGAUGCAAUGUGGGAAUCAGACAAAGGGGAUGAAGAGUGCAUAAAAGAAAGCACAACCAAUGGUGCUGCUGGUAACAACAAAGCGAGUCAUGGGAACAAGAUGAAGGUCUAUAAGUCAAAACAAAUGGAUGAAUGGGACAGUGAUUAGUGAAAAGGCUUCAUGUUGUAACUAGUACCGUGCAAUUGUGCAUUGAGGAACCUUGUGUUUGGGACUUGUGCGAAAGAAAACUGAACAACAACAUCCUGGUUUUGUUGGGUGGCUUACAGUUGGGAGUUGAAAUCAAUCGGGAGGGAUGCAGGCUUAUGGGUCAUUUGAUCGAGGUGGAGGUGAAUAUUCAUUGCCCCGCAGUUAUCUUAGUAUCAUUUUUUUAAUGUUGUCAUACAUCUAUUGCUCAUUAUAUAUAAACCUAAAUCUGUGAAAUAUUAUCUUGGAAGAUAGAGGCUGCUACUUGGGUCUUUUUUCAUGCAUUGGCUUUCUUAUACGCAGAUUUGGGCAGAUUCUAUUUAUUGGCGAUAACUGUGCAAUGUGAUGUAUUAGAAUGUUAUUGGAACACAAUGCAUGAAGAAUAACGACAUAUUGUGUUGUGUAAAUUUUGUCUCCUUCGCCUGUAGCCUUUGGAUCUCUUUGUAUUGCAGUAUCCUACAGAUAGUAUUUGAAUAUUUCAUCUCAUUACUCUUUCAAAAUAGCAAAAUUAUUUUGCCAAUUGAAGUGUUAAAUGCCCAAGGAUGGUGC
Cuscuta epithymum is the source of this 2262-nucleotide messenger RNA. NCBI's taxonomy places the organism in Eukaryota, Viridiplantae, Streptophyta, Magnoliopsida, Solanales, Convolvulaceae. The record is from the annotation of a GenBank genome assembly.